Fundulus heteroclitus (mummichog) is the source of this 5049-nucleotide messenger RNA. Its product is annotated as TSC22 domain family protein 1. The record is from RefSeq and is a predicted model, not a curated record. The transcript is spliced from 3 exons. Bases 882 to 3596 code for a protein of 904 amino acids. Lineage: Eukaryota; Metazoa; Chordata; Actinopteri; Cyprinodontiformes; Fundulidae. Gene Ontology annotation, biological process: regulation of transcription by RNA polymerase II.
UCUCCGCCAUCUUUCGCACCAUUCGGCUUUGCGUUAAGGUUUUGAGCUCGGCUCUUUCCGUCACCCCUCGUCGGUGUUGAUAUUGAGCUCGGCGCCUCACCCAGACUGCUUUAUGUCUGGCAGCAGGGACCAUGCGCGGUCGCCAUAUUACGGAGCACCCCUCCUCUCCAGUCCCGUCACAGCAGCCAAGCAGGAGACGCUUACCGCUGGGGGGAGAGGACCGGUGAUACAGCAAAACUAAACCGAGGAUUCGCCUAGCAUGGAUGUAACCCUUGCACUCUGCUGUUGAGUGAUCCUGUCGCCUUUCACGCCAUUGGACUCUGGUCGAAAAAAAAAGAAAAAAAAAGAAAAAGGUUGCUUGUUCUUUUCCUUAUUCGGAUCCCCUCCCGAGUUGAUUCAGCAGUUAAGACUAGCUCACCGGUGAUGGAGACUGGGCAGCUAGCUCCGGCUAGUAGUUAACGUAACAACAAACUCACGCGGCGGCUGCUUCGAUUCGAGUGCUCGCGUUCGCCGCGAGACGCCAACGUCGUUACCGAACACCGGGGGAGGAACGUUGGGCGUUUAACGACGACGCAGUCUGACAGUCAACCGGCGAAGUACGACUGGCGUCAGCUGACGUUAGCCCGCUAGCUGCUGCCGCUAGCAUCGGUUGGCUCUCGCUAACUUGACUCGGCGUGGUGGUUAAAAGUCGCCACCCGACCACAUUUCCCCCCCGUGCUUUCUUCGCCUGGUUCUGUUUUUUUUAAUUUAUUUUGGGUGUUUUUUUUUUUAUUUAUUUUUUCAACCGGCUUGUCUGUUAACCGUAGUCUCGGCAAGACGGCGCCGUUAACGAGCCUUAUCGCCCACUGUCAGAGACCAACUACCGCCCGGACUCAGUCGGAAUGCAUCAUCCGGACCCCGCAGGAGACUCUGGCAGCGUCAGGAAGAUGCAGCACCAGGCCGUCUUCCACAGGAGGGGCAGCGGCGGCGGCGGCUCCACGCUGCCGGCUGUGGCCAACAACAGCAGCCACGUUGCCGCCGACGACUACCAGCCCCCGGCUUCUACUGCGUCCUCCACCUCCUCCUCCUCCUCCUCGGGGCCCCAUCACCCUCCUCCUCCCCCGCACAGCCUGAACCUCCAGCCCGCGCAGCCCACCGGGGCCAAGAAGAAGAGCGGCUUCCAGAUCACCAGCGUGACCCUGGCGACGGUCACGGUGAGCACCAACAACAGCAUCGCCGAGGACACGGAGAGCUACAUGGAGAGCGACAUGGACGAGUCGCACACGGAGGACCUGUCCUCCUCGGAGAUCCUGGACGUGUCCCUCUCGCGGGCCAACGACGCGGUGGGAGCGGAGAGGAGCUCCUCGGAGGAGACCCUGAAUAACUUCCACGAGGCGGAGACCCCCGGGGCCGUGUCCCCCAACCAGCCUUCUCACCCGCACGCCUUGGCCCAGGCUCAGCAGCGCGGCGGCGGCGGCGGCGGGGGCGGCGCCAUGGUGAACGGGACUAUGCACCACCAACACCCUAACCAUGCCCAGAGCUACCCUCUGACCGGAUCUCUCGCCCAGAAAAUGCCUUCAAACGUGGGUGGCCCUCAAGAGAAUGUCUCCCAUGCUGCCCCUCCGAGUGUAGUCCCCCAGCCUGCGGGGGUCGUGACCCCGGGGUCCCUCCCUGGAAUGCACAGCUCCGCAGCAGGCUCCACAGUUAGUGUUGCUAAUCCCCAGACCAGCAGUGUUAGUAAUGUGAAUAUGUUGAGCUCUGCCAAUGUGCCUGUCAGAGGGGGGGUCAGCGCGGGUGCGAGCGGCGGCGGCGGCGGCGGCGCUGGUGGUGUUGCUGUUCCUACUGGAGGUAGCCAUAUGUCUGCUGCUAACGUCAACAUGAUCCAGCAGCAAAACAUCAACUCUGUGGCCACAGCUGCUGCUGUCAGUGCCUCCGGAGGCGCCGGAGUCCCCAGCGGGACCCAGGGACGAGUUGGAUCAGCUGCGAGCGCUCCCGCGGCGGCGGGGCAGACGCCAGUGGCUGCCCCCGCUCCGGCCCCCGCGGUCACUGCCACCACCUCUCGCUUCAGGGUGGUGAAGCUGGACUCCAGCUCCGAGCCUUUCAAGAAGGGCAGGUGGAUGUGCACCGAGUUCUACGACAAGGACGCGCCCUCCGCCCCCGCGGCGUCCGAGGCGGCCGCGUCUCUCAGCUCGCGUCAGUUCGUGACGGAGAGCUUCGCCGGCGCCGCCGCCGGGGCCUCUGAGAGGGAGAGGGAGAGGGAGAGCACGAGCGGCAGCUCUGUGAGCAGCACCGUCAGCACGCUGAGCCAUUACGUGGAGAACGUGGGCAGCGGAGAGGCCGGCGGCUCCCCCGUGCCCCAGCACGCCCAGGAUUACGCCUCCCCUCCUCAGGGCUAUCAAGGAAUCAUCCCCAGUGGCCUAAGCAUGGGGGUACCUCACUCCCAAGCACACAUGCACACCCAGGAUCUCAACCAUUCUCAUCUGAAAACGACCGCCGCCCCCUCGGCCCCCGCCAGCGUCCACCAGCCUGCCGCCAUGCCGGGUCAACAGACUGUCCCACCGCAGCAGCUCACCUACGCCCAGGCCGUCAUCGCUAAUCAGACCCCGGGCUCCUCGCAGGGCCUCCAGCAGCAAAAGAUGGGCUACGCCCCCCUCCCUCAGCAGUCGGCCGCGUCCCAGCCCGCGGCCCCUGGAUCGGUCAGAGCGCCCGAGUACAACCCGGCGCAGCAGGGUGCGCCUCAAGCCGCCGCCGCCGCCUCUCAGCCUCUGUCCGGCCAGACGGGCUCGGUGCCGACCGGCCCAGCUAACGGAGCCACACAGAUGAUGGGGGGCCCUCAGCAACCCCAGGGGCUCCUCCACACACCGGCCCCCGCCUCCAGCGUGCCGCUGGGACAGCCGCCCCAGGGCCACGUCGACGCUCAGCAGAAGCCGCAGUCGCUUGCGACUCCGGUCCAGAACGCGGGCCCGAGCGCCCAGCUUCCCGAGCCGCAGGCCCACGGCGCCGCCAACGUGGGCCGGAUGGCCCCCCAGCCGUCUUCCAUGGGCCUGAUGCAGGACCACAGCAGCGUCCAGGCCCUGGUCCACGCCGCCCAGGCCAGCGCGCUGUACGCCAGUCUGCCCAGCUUCACCACCACGCAGCUGCAGGACGCCCAGCGGCUGCUCCUCCAGCACCAGUCCCUGCUGAAGCUGUCCGGCUCCAACGCCGGCCUGGGUCAGGAGACGGAGGGCAACAGCAACGCCGCCAGUGCCUUAACCGCACCAGCCGGGCUCAAGACCGUAGACGGGGAGGAUGAUGGCUCGUCCGGAGCCAGCGUGGUGGCCAUCGACAACAAGAUUGAGCAGGCGAUGGAUCUGGUGAAGAGCCACCUGAUGUACGCCGUGCGCGAGGAGGUGGAGGUCCUGAAGGAGCAGAUCAAGGAGCUGAUAGAGCGUAACUCCCAGCUGGAGCAGGAGAACACGCUGCUGAAGACACUGGCCAGCCCCGAACAGAUGGCCCAGUUCCAGGCCCAGGUUCAGACCGGCUCGCCGCCCGCCCCCCAGACGGCCGCGCCGACGGGACCCCCGGGCGCCGCCGCCCUCGCCCCGCCUGCCUCGCACAGCUCCGGGCCCUCAGCAUAGCCCGACGAGACAAACUGAGCAAGCUCUAGUUGGAAAAAGGCCUGCGUCAGCCGCAGAGCCGAACCUUGCCUUCUGCAGCAGGAGGUUAACGCUGUCAAGACGAGAAUUUGCACAUAUUUAUCUCUGAAGGAUGCAGCCAGCAGGACGAGCGGCGUUGUGCUUUCUCCACGCAGUGGACAGUGACAAUCUUUACUAUGCUGUGUCUGGGGGUGGGGGGGGGGGGGGGUUCAAUAGAUGAAUUAUCACACGUUUGCCAAAUAACCCAUGGUCAUCAACAAGAAUGUCUUACCAUGAAGAAAGAGUCAGUGAGAGCGUUUGUGCUUACUUCUAGAUUUAAAAUGAAAUCACUGUGCCUGUGUCUGGAUUUUAAGUGAUGGACUGACAGCGGAGCAGCAGGUGGUGGAGGAUUCUCCUGGUUUGUUACCUAUUUUGCUGAAUGAUGUAAAUAAAAUAAAAUAAAAAGCAGUUCUCUACCAAGGCGAGGUCCUGAGAAGAGAGCGAGACGUUCUUCUCUGUGACAGAAUAAGAUUGUGAGCCAUUAUUAUCAUGUCAAAGUCCCCAUCUGGAAUGGGGGAGGGAGUGGGAGGUCGUCUUGAACAGCGCUCGGCAGCAUUGGUGAUGUUACUCAGACGGCGGGGCUGGUGGGGUGGGAUGAACAAAACGUGCUUUCUUAUGAAGAUGAUGAUGAUAAAUCUAUUUUCAGUAUUUUUUUUCCCCCUCCCUUCAGGCUGAUAUAUUAUUUUUGCCCUGGACGAAGCUCAUUGUUCCCGUUUCCUCAGCCCCGUCCCGGCAUGUCGCUUCAGCCUCCAUGGACAGGGUUGACACUUUGGGCUUAAGCUGCAUUUUUUCGUUUUUGUUCUUCUUGUUUUUUUUUUUGCUAAAAGUUUGAUGGGCAGAUGACGAUGUACAUUUCUGUAUAGUGUAAGUAGAAUGUAAAAAAUAAAUGAAAAAUAAAAAAAAAGAGGAGAAAUGGCGGAUGGGAGAACAGAUGCUAUCUAGGUCACGCAGAUCGAUGCGGAUGAGUCUGUCGUCCGUCUAAAUGCUGUAAUUUCUGGACUUUUGAUCCAAAAAGAGGUUUAGGUUAUUUAACUGACAACAACCAACCAACCAUGUUGUCCUACUCUCUUACUUCAUUCAACAAUAACUCUGGCUGUAAACAGUUCCUCAUUGCUCUUUUUCUUUAAGUAUUGCACCAUAUUUUUUUAUUUUAUUUUUUGUUUUUUUGACAGUGGAAAAACUUUUUGAUCUGAAAAUGCAGACUUCGAAGGGGGGGGGGGGGAGACAAAAAAAAAACAAGUUCUGAAAAAUGUUCUUUGUUUUUCAUUCUGUGUAUCGGUUGUAUGCUCAUGUUCUGUGCAUGUUUCUUCGAAGACCGGAUGAGAUAACAAAAUACCUACAAUUGCACUUGACAGCUGCACUUCACAACUUUCAAUAAACCUGCUUAAGAGUACCA